GUGACGCAUUGCGGCUCCACCAGCCGGCUGUAGGAGCGCGCGCAGAUCGUCCUCCGCGCCCAUGCUAGUCGCGCCCCGUGAGUCUGGAGGAGAGGGGCGCGCGCGUGUGCAGUGUUGCCAGCGCACGAGAAACGGGAGAGGAAAACCUGUGGCCUGUUUUUUUUUUUUUUUUCUUUUUUUUUGUUUGUUUGUUUAUUUUAAAUGGCUGAGAGCCGGCCGUGAGCUGGCGCUUUUGCUCUUCUUCCACUACUGGCCAUCUUGCAGAUUAAAUAGUAAAAAGUGGUGUCGCGGAGGACGGAAGGAUGUCGGGCGCGCAGGACGAGAGCUCGGUGCGCGUGGCUCUGAGGAUCCGACCCCAGCUCGCCAGAGAAAAGAUUGAAGGAUGUCACAUCUGCACUUUCGUGACGCCUGCCGAGCCCCAAGUGGUACUGGGGAAGGACAAGGCCUUCACUUACGACUACGUGUUUGACAUGGACACGAAACAGGAGACCAUCUAUGCCAACUGCACUGAGAAGCUCAUCGAGGGCUGCUUCGAGGGCUACAACGCCACCAUCUUCGCCUACGGACAGACAGGCUCGGGGAAGACUUACACUAUGGGCACUGGCUUUGACGUGAGCAUCGAGGAAGAAGAGCUAGGCAUUAUUCCCCGGGCCGUUGGCCACCUCUUCAAAGGCAUGGAGGAGCGUCGAGCGGCCGCCAGAGAGCAGGGCCACCCUGUCCCAGAGUUCAAGAUCAGUGCUCAGUUCCUUGAGCUCUACAAUGAGGAGGUGCUGGACCUGUUUGACUCCACGCGUGACAUAGAGGGCAGGAAGCAGAAAUCCAACAUUAAAAUCCACGAGGAUGCUAAUGGAGGAAUCUACACCAUGGGAGUCACCACACGGACGGUGACCUCCGAAGCAGAAAUGAUGCAGUGCCUGAAGCUGGGUGCACUCUCCCGCACCACAGCCAGCACUCAGAUGAAUGUUCAAAGCUCUCGCUCACAUGCCAUCUUCACCAUCCACCUGUGCCAAGUGCGGGUCUGCACACCAGAUCCUCCCGACAUGGAGACGGACAACAGGAUGGCUGAUGGCUCCUCAGACAUGAACGAGUUUGAGACGCUCACGGCCAAGUUCCACUUUGUCGACCUGGCCGGCUCUGAGAGGCUCAAGAGAACGGGUGCGACGGGCGACCGCGCCAAAGAAGGCAUCUCCAUCAAUUGCGGCCUGCUGGCUCUCGGCAAUGUCAUCAGUGCUCUGGGAGACCGGAGCAAGCGAGCAACCCACGUGCCUUACCGCGACUCCAAGCUCACUCGCCUCCUGCAGGACUCCCUCGGGGGGAACAGCCAAACGGUGAUGAUCGCGUGCAUUAGCCCAUCAGACAGGGACUUCAUGGAGACCCUGAACACACUGAAGUAUGCUAACCGGGCCCGGAACAUCAAGAACCGGGUCAUGGUUAACCAGGACAAGGCCAGCCAACAGAUCAGCGCUCUCAGGACCGAAAUUGCCCGGCUGCAGAUGGAGCUCAUGGAGUAUAAGACGGGCAAGCGCAUAGUUGGGGAGGAUGGCGUAGAGAGCAUCAACGACAUGUUCCACGAGAACUCCAUGCUGCAGACGGAGAACAACAACCUGCGUGUGCGUGUCAAGGCGAUGCAGGAGACCAUUGACGUGCAGAGAGCCCGCCUCACACAGCUGCUUAGCGACCAGGCCAACCAGGUGCUCGCCAAGGCAGGUGAAGGAAACGAGGAGAUUGGCAAUAUGAUACAAAACUAUAUUAAAGAAAUUGAAGACCUCAGGGCGAAGCUCCUGGAAAGUGAAGCAGUGAACGAGAACCUCAGGAAGAAUCUCUUGCGUGCCUCCACGCGGUCCUCCUUGUACGGCGGUCCCGGCUCCUUCUCCCCUGCGCUCCUCGCUCCUGAGAAGGAAGCUUCUGACAUCAUCGAGCUCGCGAAGAAGGACCUGGAAAAGCUGAAGAAGAAGGAGCGCAAGAAGAAGAAGAGGCUUCAGCUGCUGGAGGAGAAUCGGCUGGAGGUUGAGGACAACAGUGUGAUCAAGGAAGAAGUUCCUGACAACGAGCAGGAUAAAGGUGCAGAGAAAGAAACGUCGGAACGAGCCAGUGACGAGGUGGAGUUGGAGGGGCAAGAAGGUAGUGAUCACGAAGAUGGAGAUGAAGAGGAUGAGGAAGAAGAGGAAGAAAUGGAGGCGGAGGAGAGCUCUGAUGACUCUGAUUCUGAUCUUGAUGAGAAAGAGAACUUCCAGGCGGAUCUGGCCAACAUCACAUGUGAGAUCGCCAUCAAGCAGAAGCUGAUUGAUGAGCUGGAGAACAGCCAGAGGCGGCUGCAGACCCUCAAGCAGCAGUAUGAGCAGAAGCUGAUGAUGCUCCAGUGCAAGAUCCGUGACACACAGCUGGAAAGGGACCGCGUGCUGCAGAGCAUGAGUUCAGUGGAGACAUUCACUGAGGAAAAGGCCAAGAAGAUCAAGGCAGAGUAUGAAAAGAAGCUGAGCCUGAUGAACAAGGAGCUGCAGAAGCUCCAGGCAGCGCAGAAAGAGCACGCCAGGCUGCUAAAGAACCAGUCUCAGUACGAGAAGCAGCUGAAGAAACUGCAGCAGGAUGUAGCAGAGAUGAAGAAGACAAAGGUUCGUCUGAUGAAGCAGAUGAAAGAGCAGCAGGAGAAGAACCGCAUGACUGAGUCAAAGAGGAACCGAGAGAUCGCAAGCCUGAAGAAGGACCAGCGCAGGCAGGAGCAUCAGCUAAAGCUGCUGGAGGCCCAGAAGAGACAGCAGGAGCUGAUCUUACGCAGAAAGACUGAGGAGGUUACAGCCCUAAGGCGUCAAGUGAGACCAACAUCUGGCAAAGUAAACCGCAAGGUGAGCUUGCCAGAGCCACUUCAGGAUCCAUCCCAUCGGACCUCCGCAGGCCGGAUGCCCUCCAGCGGGGUGGCGUCUUCCAAUGGAACCAGGAAGUACCAGCGGCGGGUAGUGGGCGUUUAUUCAACCAAGGUGGCAAGGGCCAAGUGGCAGUCCCUGGAGCGCCGCAUCAGUGACAUCAUCAUGCAGAGGAUGACAAUCACCAACAUGGAAGCUGACAUGAACCGGCUGCUCAAGCAACGCGAGGAGCUGACCAGGCGGAGGGAGAAGGUUUCCAAGAAAAGAGACAAGAUGGCCAUGGAGGGAAGUGAUGCCGAAAAGGCAGUCCUGUCUCUUAACGAGGAGAUGGAGUCGCUGACAGCCAACAUUGACUACAUCAACGACAGCAUUACUGACUGCCAGGCCAAUAUCAUGCAGAUGGAGGAGGCCAAGGAGGAAGGUGACACCAUGGACGUGGCAGCAGUGAUCAGCUCCUGUACCCUUUCAGAAGCUCGCUUCCUCCUGGACCACUUCCUUUCCAUGGCUAUCAACAAGGGCCUGCACGCUGCUCAGAAGGAGUCCCAGAUUAAGGUGAUGGAGGGCCGGCUCAAGCAGACUGAGAUCAACAGCGCCACGCAGAACCAGCUGCUCUUCCAUAUGCUGAAAGAGAAGGCUGAGUUCAACCCAGAACUGGAUGCUCUGCUGGGCAAUGCGCUGCAAGAACUAGGUAACAUACCAGUGGAGAACAGAGACGAGAGCAGCAGCGAUGAGUCUGCCCAGAGUCCUGGCGCGGAUGGAAGCUCCUUGGCCUCUGACCUCAUGAAGCUGUGUGGUGAGACACGACCAAGGAGUAAGGCCCGCAGAAGAACCACUACUCAGAUGGAGCUGCUUUAUGCCAACAGCAGCGAUCCCUUUCCGGACACGUCUGCUGGGGAAUUCUCGUCCCCACUCCUGCCAAUGGCUGAAAGCCAGGAAGGGGUUGGGGACCUGGAUAUUGUGGGGGCAUCACAUAGGGAUAGGGACCUCAUGGCUCCUCCCACAGGCUUGUCCUUAAAGCUGGGUAGCAUCUCCAGCGUCAGACCUCCAUCAGGGGCCGAGAAGAGAGCGCCCGAGUCAUCCCCUCUCACCCGGAGGAAGAUGUAUGAGAAGGGACAAAUGGCAGCUGACAAGGUCAAGGGCAAGGAGAUGAAACACUCCAGUUCAGGGACCCCUGAGGCCAGCCCAUCACCCCCCUCCUCUCCUGUCGGCCGCUCCCGUAGCCAGCAGAACGUUUUUAACCGUCUAAGCAUUUCUCUUGAGAGUGGAGAUGCUCCACAUGAUAAAGGCGUGAUCAACCCUGUCCCGUCCUUCAAGAGCAGCAGGGCAUCCAUAUUACACUGCGUCCAUGUGGCGGAGGGGCACGCCAAGGCCGUGUUGUGUGUGGACUCCACCGAUGACCUGCUCUUCACUGGAUCGAAGGACCGUACCUGUAAGGUGUGGAACCUGGUGACAGGACAGGAGAUCAUGUCUCUUGGGGGCCACCCCAACAAUGUGGUGUCUGUGAAGUACAGCUCCAGUUUGGUCUUCACUGUCUCCACCUCCUACAUUAAGGUGUGGGACAUCCGUGACUCGGCUAAGUGCAUCCGCACACUCACGUCUUCUGGUCAGGUGGCAACUGGAGAUGUCUGUGCUUCAAACACUAACCGCACGGUCACUAUACCCGCCGGAGAGAACCAGAUCAACCAGAUUGCCCUAAACCCCAGGGGUACCUUCCUGUUUGCUGCAGCUGGCAACUCAGUCCGGAUGUGGGACCUGCGAAAAUUUUCGUCUACAGGAAAGCUGACGGGACACCUGGGUCCAGUCAUGUGUCUCACAGUGGACCAGACGGAUAACGGCCAGGAUUUGGUCAUCACUGGCUCCAAGGACCACUAUAUCAAGCUGUUUGAUGUGACGGAAGGUGCCAUAGGGAGUGUCAGUCCCACGCACAACUUUGAGCCACCACACUACGAUGGCAUCGAGUCCCUGACUGUUCAGGGUGAUGGGCUCUUUAGCGGAUCCCGGGACAAUGGCAUCAAGAAGUGGGACCUGCCUCGCAAAGACCUGCUGCAGCAAGUGCCGAACGCACACCGAGACUGGGUGUGUGCACUGGGCGUGGUGCCUGGCUUGCCUGCCCUCUUGAGCGGCUGCCGUGGUGGAGUGCUCAAGCUGUGGCACUCUGACACACUGGCACCGCUUGGAGAGCUGAAGGGCCAUGAGAGCCCCAUCAAUGGUAUCUCAGUCAACAGCAGUCACCUGUUCACUGCUUCUGAUGACCGAACAGUGAAGAUCUGGCGUGGGAGGGGGUCACUCGAUAACAUGUUGGAUGCAGCAGAUGCUGUGGAUGAGAGCGGCAGCAAUUGAGCAGAGCACCUCCUCACUUUGCCCUUUUCUUGGGCAAAUGCAGCAGAAGAGUUCCGCAUCACAGUGGACUUACGGAACUGUGGGGUUCAGGGGGCAGCUGGGCUCCUGACGGGCCCACCAAGUCACCAACUUGCCUGUUUCGUCAGCCACUACUCAACAUUUUAACUGAGGGCUUGCACUCAUGCCGUGGAAGACCUGCCAUGUCGCGUGUGUGUGCGUGCGUGUGUCCGUGCGUGUGCGCGUGUGCGCUCCUGCUCUGGCGGGAAGCAGGAAUCAGCAACCGGAACACACACUGGUCCAGCAUGGGGAAUCCAGCAUUGUGUAGCCAGAAUCGCAUGACACAUCUCGGUGAUUCCGUGUGCUGGGCCUACACACGCUGGCUUGAGCUUCUGUAGUCGUAAGUGCAAAUGUGUCCAUGUUACCCAGACUAGACCGACACGUACGCUUCAGCCAUUAAGGACUUGCUUUAAUGUCAAUAAGUGCAGAAGGAUUUGUGACCAAAGUGCGGGACAGCAGACUUGUCGGCGCUCUGCAGUACAGCACUAUGUUAUUCACAGUAGAAGUGUAAUCUUUCCAUGUGCUCCACAGUAAGUGUUCCUGCAAGUAGAGGUCAGCUAUUUGGUCUUUUUGUGCACUUGUUUUACAUCCUUGUCAUUCUCCAGAUGUUUCCUAACAUGAUGCUGUCGACCCCCUCGACAUACUGAACUUAUACCCAUGCUGCUAAGUCGUCUGCACACUAACUCGUAGAGAUUCCGGGCAAGCUCCACUUGCUGUAGGUAUGAGCUGUACGCAGUGUUCUGUGUGAAGAGGCGUGUUACUGUGCCUGUACUGUAUGCCUCAUACUUUAGAAUAAGCCCCUGCCCCCCCAGGUUCAUUCAGUUUUACCUUUAUGUUUGAAGCUUUAUGUAUAUAAGAGAUCUCAUUUUUCUUAGUUGCGGACAAUUGCCUGACUUUCUAGCAGAUCUAAUGUCAGAUGCCGUGUAAAAUAAAUGUCAUCUGUCAAAAGCAGUUUAAGGCAAGUUGUGUUUUUCCACACUAUAUCAUUAAUGUGAAACUGGUUUACACAUAGUGUGUUGUUGGUGAGUUAUACUGGAAAAAGGUCACAAUUAUAAAUAAAUACUGUCAUGAGCAUCAAAUAGCAUCUUCCCAGAUAUGAGUCCUGCUGAAACCUGAGCGUUGGUGACAUCCAAGGAGAGAAUGAAGGCCCUGCAGUCGCCUGCAGGUAAUGAGUGCCUCCUCCUGCUGGGUGGCAGUGUUCUUCCAUUAAAAGCCUUUCUAAAGGGCCCAGUACUUCAGUAAACAUUUUGAAACAUUUCACCCACCUUUGCUGUCAGCAGCUUGAUUUUGAACAUUUUGUGUGUUCAGUGACGUCACCUUCUAACAAUGAAUGGCACCAGUUGAGUAUUAGCGUAGGUCUUCAUCAAGAUCCCCCUUCAGAACCGUAGCUUUAGAAACCUGAGCGCCAUGGUGGUGCGGGGCGAAUGACUCAGCUGAUGCACUCUUGGAUCAGCAGCGUGAAAGUACCGUGCUGUAAUUUACCCUCAUUCCAACAGGCCGCUGUGCAUCUCUAACAUACCACAGCUCUGAGUCACUCCGGUUGACUUGACGGCCGCGCUUUCACCGCACCUGGAG
Scleropages formosus (Asian bonytongue) is the source of this 6833-nucleotide messenger RNA. RefSeq names its product kinesin-like protein KIF21A. Gene Ontology annotation, molecular function: ATP binding; microtubule motor activity; microtubule binding. Gene Ontology annotation, cellular component: microtubule associated complex. Bases 303 to 5201 code for a protein of 1632 amino acids. Gene Ontology annotation, biological process: mitotic spindle organization; microtubule-based movement; spindle elongation. The transcript is spliced from 36 exons. The record is from RefSeq and is a predicted model, not a curated record. NCBI's taxonomy places the organism in Eukaryota, Metazoa, Chordata, Actinopteri, Osteoglossiformes, Osteoglossidae.